Messenger RNA from Harmonia axyridis, 1636 nucleotides. RefSeq names its product calcium channel flower (gene fwe). The record is from RefSeq and is a predicted model, not a curated record. Gene Ontology annotation, biological process: vesicle-mediated transport. Bases 103 to 702 code for a protein of 199 amino acids. Gene Ontology annotation, cellular component: membrane. NCBI's taxonomy places the organism in Eukaryota, Metazoa, Arthropoda, Insecta, Coleoptera, Coccinellidae. The transcript has 5 exons.
GGGUCGUUUUCUGUAUUGAUUAGACAUAGAACAAUAGUCAUUGUCUGUGAUUAGAAGUUGUCAGUUUGACAAGUACAAUUCUUAUAAGAAAAUUUGGCUAAAAUGUCUUUCGCGGAUAAAUUCACUCAGCUUAUGCAGCGCCCCGGAGAUGCCCCAUCCGGGAAAGAAGACGUCCCAUGGACGUUGAAAUAUGCUGGCAGGGGACUUGGAACAGUGGGUAGUUUGAUGGCCAUACUUAUGGGUCUGCUGAAUUGUCCAGGAAUCAUACUUGGUAAAGUGUGGUGCUUUCUGGGUGGUGUCUUCCUGGUAUUAGUUUCUUUUAUAGUCAUAUGUUGUGAAGCUCCCUGUUGUUGUAUGUUUAUUGAUCACGUCCAGAGAUUUAGUGAGGUUGUUGACAAUAGACCUUACUGGAAUAGAGCUGCAGCUUAUUGUUGUUUGGCCAUUUUGCCAUUACUUAUAUGCCAAGAAUUGAGCUUAUUUUUUGGAUGUGCUCUCAUUUUCGGUACUGGAGUAAUAUACGGAAUGAUGGCUCUUGGUAGAAAAGCAACUGCUGAAGAAAUGAGAGCAGCUGCAGCCAUGGAGGCUGCUCAGCCAAGCAAACCACCAGUUUCAAUGCGUGAUAACCUGGUUACCCACGCUCAACCGAUGGCCACUGCCCAACCAAUCGGUUUUCUGCCUACUCCCUUCGACAGUAACGUCUGAUUUAAGUUGUUCACCAGAAACAGUGUACCUAUAGUGUAUUGUUAUUUUCAAGACCACUCAUUGGGACAUAGUACCAGAAGUUAUCGAGAAUUUACAUGAAAUUUCUGCCAAAUUUAUCAAUAUCCAGUUUUGUUAGUCAAUUCCUGAGGUUGGAGUGAUUAAUUGUGGUUUGGUUGGUUUUCAACUUCAACAGUAUCAUUUUAACGUAUCAAAUUGAAAGACUUUUUUUAAAUACUGACUCUUGUGAAGUCAUGCAUAUAGUUUUAAAUGUUAUCUAAUACAAUAAGUUUAAAUGUGAAUAUUGUAGAGGUUUGAGCAGAGAUAUGGUAUUGCAGGUCUUAGGCCUUUGAUGGAUUGCUACCAAAGGAUUAUAUAAAAUUAUAGACAAAAUAUGAGGGCUAGGAAAGUAGAACAAAGUAUAAUUCAUUCAAGAAGUGCGAAGGAUUUAUCAAUUAUUUAACAACUUUCAUGUUUUCAUCCCACUUAAGGUGACUUUUUUGUUUCAGAUUUAAACUGUUCUAAUUUGAUUCUAUUUUGAAUUAUGCUCAAUUUCCUUCAAUUUUGAGGUCUGAAUUACUGUAUAGUUUUUUAUAUAUUCUAAUCCAUACAACUUCUAACCCAUAUUAUUGAUACUUCAUCUUAAAUGUGCUUUGUAAUUUCUUGAAAUCAGCUUAGUGUCAAACUCGUGUUAUUCAGUCAAGCUCAAACAGCUGUACAACAUGUUAUGGACUUGUAUAGACUAUUGAAACUUAAGAUUUCCAGCUUGUUAGUGUUUCAUCUGAUAAUCAAAGAAUUCCAUUUUUAUGAAAGUAUUUAUAGAUAUUAUACUUAAAUUUGACUGUUAUUUUUUAUUUGAUUUGUGAUAUAAGUUAAUGUUUAUUAUGAAUUGUCUUGUUUCUGAAAUUACAUCUUAAAUAAAAAAUUUUGAUAAGAA